AUGUCAGAUGAGAGCGAGGGGUUGCCCCUUUUUCCCGCGCCCAGUCGUCAUAGAAAGGGCACAGGCCUCAGGAGGGGCGACAUUUGGUAUCAUUCGUGGCAAAAGUGUAUCGAGCCUCUUACCGCUUUUUCUUGA
This is a messenger RNA of Plenodomus lingam JN3, 135 nucleotides long. The record is from RefSeq and is a predicted model, not a curated record. NCBI's taxonomy places the organism in Eukaryota, Fungi, Ascomycota, Dothideomycetes, Pleosporales, Leptosphaeriaceae.